ACCCUAGCAUUCAGCUUCUGCCAAGAGGACAGACGCAAGAGGCGGAAAAUUCAUCCUUUCAAUUCCAUCACAGAGUGAGGAAGAAGAGGAGGAGGAGCCAGCUGAGUGAGAUAGUGAUGCUCCCCAUAGCAGGUGCCAACAAGUGAGAGGUAUCUGAGAGACUGAGGACGUAGGACAUGGAGCAGAGUCUGUGAGAGCAAGAAGACGCCCAGAGCUCUUUGUGAAAACAAACAACAGUCGACAUAUAUAAAUCCUUCCUGCUCCAGUUCUACUUCUCUCUCCGUCAUCUCUGCCACCAUGCUGUUUCCUGUGCUGCUCUGUGCCGCUCUGCUCCUCUUCACACCGGCAGAGAUCUCAGAGGCUCGCGCUUUGCACCCUUCUCCUGAUGCUGUGCAGUUCAUGGAGCAGUUUCUGGAGCGCUACAAUGACCUUCUAACCCUGGACGACCUGGAGAACCUGUUGAACAGCCCAUCAGAGGAGCAGUCCACCUUCUCCUCGGGGGCCAAAGCAGCUGAGUUCCCUAAGUGGGCUGACACACAAACGCAGGCUGAGACCCCCUGGCUGCGUCUGCUGAAGGGAGCACUGACCAAUCAGAAGCGAGCGGAGCCAGACCGGUCACGGAGGGGAUGGAACCGAGGAUGCUUUGGGCUCAAACUGGAUCGAAUUGGGUCCAUGAGCGGCCUAGGCUGUUAGUGAGGAAAAACUAGAGACUGAUGACAUCCUGCUUAGAGUACCAUGAGGGUAAAAACACACAUGCGUAGACUACAUGUAGUGUGGUGUAAACUUGCUAAUGUGGUUUCAUCCAGCGUAGGUACCCAUAGAUCAGACGCUUGACACUAUUGUGGCUGUUGUAACAGAGCAGCUGUAGUUUGUUCCAUGUGUAAGUAUUAAACUGAGUAUUAGAAGAUGUGAGCUAUGUUUACAUGAAAUCAUUAUCUUUGAUUGUUUAGCUUUUUUAAGUAAAACAACACUUGCAGUUGUAAAUGUAAACCUGUUUUGUGGUCAGAGGGUUGUCUGUGAAAUCAGGCGUGGAAAUCAGAACAAGAUGGCACCUGUAGUUCCUGCUGUUUGUUUUUGUUAACCUUUGAUUUGCAUGAAUAAAUGGAUUUGACAUU
This is a messenger RNA of Notolabrus celidotus (New Zealand spotty), 1115 nucleotides long. RefSeq lists its product as uncharacterized. Gene Ontology annotation, biological process: receptor guanylyl cyclase signaling pathway; cGMP biosynthetic process. The coding region runs from base 298 to 693 and encodes 131 amino acids. Gene Ontology annotation, cellular component: extracellular region. NCBI's taxonomy places the organism in Eukaryota, Metazoa, Chordata, Actinopteri, Labriformes, Labridae. The transcript has 3 exons. The record is from RefSeq and is a predicted model, not a curated record. Gene Ontology annotation, molecular function: hormone activity; hormone receptor binding.